GCCGAGCGCCGGCCCGACGCGACCGAGGCCGGCGGAGACCGAGCCACCCGCCGUCGACGUGCCGCAGGGGGCGCCGCAGAAGGCGCCACGCCGGGCCGGGCGACGAUCCUGGGUGAAGAGACGGCCGCGAACGGCCGGAAGGUCGAGAUGACCGAGCGAGAAACCUUGCGCAGCCGCCUGAUGAAGCGGCGCAACGCCCUGAAGAACGAGCGCGAGGACUGGCGCGAGCACUGGGAGGAACUGGGCGACUUCGUGCUGCCGCGACGCCUGCGGUUCAGCGACCGCGACGACAAGGGGCGGCGUGGCAAGAAGAUCAACACCCGCAUUGUCGACAGUACGGCCACCUUCGCCCUGCGCACCCUGGUCGCCGGCCUGAUGACGGGCGUGACCAGCCCGGCCCGACCCUGGUUCAAGCUGACGCCGCGCAGCCACGGUCUGGCCGAACGGCCGGAGGUCUCGCGCUGGCUGCACAGCGUCACGCUGUUGAUGCGCGACAUCUUCGCCGCCUCCAACGUCUACAACGCGCUGACGGUGGGCUACGAGGAUCUGGGCCUGUUCGGCACCACGGCGAUCUAUAUCGAACCGGACUUCGACGACGUGAUCCGCCUGCGGCCCAUGCCGAUGGGCAGCUACUAUCUGGCGUCUGGCGCGAACGGUCUGGUCGACACCUGCUACCGCGAUCUGCGCAUGACCGUGGCGCAGAUGGUGGAGGAGUUCGGCCUGGAGGCCUGCUCGGCCAGUGCCCAGAGCGCCUACCGCAACGGCGAGCUGGAUCAGGAGUUCUGGGUCUUCCACGCCAUCGAGCCACGCCGCGACCGCAACCCCGCGCUGGGCGAUGGCCGCAACAAGCGCUGGCGCUCGGUCUACCUGGAGGAGGGCGCCGAGGAGGGCAAGCUGCUGCGCGAGAGCGGCUUCGACUCCUUUCCGGUGCUGGCGCCGCGCUGGUACGUUACCGGCAACGACGUCUACGGCCGCAGUCCGGCCAUGGACGUGCUGGGCGACAUCAAGCAACUGCAGGUGAUGCAGAAGCGCAAGGGGCAGGCGGUGGACAAGCAGGUCAACCCGCCGAUGCAGGGCGGGCCGGCCUACGGCAACCACCAUGUCUCCCUGCUGCCCGGCGCGAUCAACAUCCUGGCCGACGGGGACCUGCAGCGGCAGGGCUUGCGGUCCGUCUACGACGUGCGGCUGAACCUCGGCGAUCUGCGGCAAGAUAUCUUCGAGACGCAGGAGGCGGUGCGGCGCGGCUUUUUCGCGAAUCUCUUUUUGAUGAUCUCCAGCAUGGAUCGGCGUCAGGUGACGGCAACGGAGAUCGCCGAGCGGCGCUCCGAAAAGAUGCUGGCCUUGGGGCCUGUGCUGGAGCGGCUGCAGAACGAGCUGUUGGAGCCGCUGAUCGAGCGGACCUUCGAGAUCGCGGCGACUGCCGGCAUCCUGCCGCCGGCGCCAGAGGUCCUGCAAGGCCUGGAUCUGAAGAUCGAACUGCAGUCGAUCCUGGUGCGCGAUCAACGGGUCGACGCGAUCCAGGGGAUCGAGCGCCUGACCGGCUACGCGGGCGGGCUGGCGCAGAUCGAUCCCGCCGCCGGCAUGAAGGUGGACUGGGCCCAGUCGGUCGACGAGAUGGGCGAGCUGCUGGGCGUGCCGCCGACUAUCCUGCGCUCCGACGAGGAAGUGGCCGCUCUGCAGCAGCAGAGCGCUCAGCGUCAGCAGAUGGCCGAGGGCCUGGCCAUGGCACAGCAGGGCGCCAGCGCUCUGAAGGACGCCGGUGCCGGAGCACAGUCGCUGGAUGGCCUGCAGAUGCUGCAGGCGGCGAUGGGGCAGGAUGGCGUGGCGGCUGCAACCGGGGGUGCGGGCAGUCGCGAAAGAGACGCCGUUUCAAGCAAUGGAUCGAAGAUCAUGGACCCAGAGGACCGGCGUGAGCGGCGGACCCGCGAGAAGCUGGAGGAGCGCCAGGCGGCCUUUCUGGCUGAUCUCGCCGCCCUGCUGGAGACGGAGAGCGGCCGGCGCGUCUUCGCGCGGCUGCUGAUGGAGACGCGGCCCUUCGCCAGCGUCUUUUCCGACAAUCCGCUGGAGAUGGCGCGGCGCGAGGGCGAGCGCAUGGUCGGCGAGACCUGGCGGCGCUACUGCGCCGUGGCGGAGCCCGAGCAGUAUCUGGCGAUGGAGCGCGAGAUCGCGCAUCAGGUCUCUUAUUACUGCCCUGACUUCCGUGCCUGGCGGCCCGGCCCUUCGUGCUUCGACAAGCUCUGCAUGAAGGGCGUUCGAGAUAUUCGCGCAUUCUGCCGCGUUUGCGCAGCCAGCAAGGCCGAGGAUGGCUUCGCGCAGGCGGCCGAGCUGCCCGGCGGCGCUGCGCCGCCGGAGGCCGACGACGACGCUGGGAGCGGGGAUCGCGAUGACGACUCCGCCGAGUCGGACGGGGCCGAAGGGGAGAGCGACUACAGCUUCGACCUGCCGCCGGACGUGCUGCCCGACGGGGACCUUCCCCUGGGGCUGGACGCCGAGCGCCUGGAGGCCUUCAAGCCGCUGGCGCGCGAGCUGAAGCUGUCCAACGCGCAGGCGCAGAAGCUGGUCGAUCUCCACGCCAGGGCGUUGAAGCAGGGCGCCGACGCCCUGAUGCAGCGCCACGCCGAAACGGUCGAGGAUUGGACGCGGCAGACCCGCGCCGACCCGGAGAUCGGCGGAGACAAGCUGGAGGAGACGCUGCGCUUCGGCAACGCCGCCGUCCAGCAUGCCUUCGACGCGCCGACGAUCGAGCUGCUGAAGCACUUCGGGCUGCUGAACCAUCCCGGGUUCAUCCGCGGCCUGAGCGGCUUCGGCCGGAUCGUCUCCGACGACCAUUUCGUCGAAUCAAGCGGGACCGCCGCGCCGCGCAGAGCUCGCCCCAUGGCGACCGUUGGCAGCAGUUACAUGACCCUGGCCGACGUGGCCAAACGCACCGACGCGAAUGGCACGACGGCCGACAUCAUCGAGAUGCUGGCCGAGUUCAAUCCCAUCCUCGACGACGCUCCGGCGGUCGAGUGCAACAACGGCACCAAGCACCUGACCACGGUGCGCACCGGUCUGCCGACCGCCACCUGGCGCCGCCUCUACGAGGGUGUCCAGACCAGCAAGUCCCACACCCGUCAGGUCGAGGACACCACCGGCAGCCUGGUCGCGCGGUCGAUCAUCGACAGCAAGCUGAUCGACCUGGCCUCCGAUCCGCAGCAGCUCCGCCUGUCGGAGUCCGCGCCCUUCCUGGAGACCAUGGCGCAGGAGAUCGCCGAGACGGUGAUCUACGGCAACUCCGGCAGCGAGCCGGCCGCCUUCACCGGCUUCGCGCCGCGCUUCAACGACCUCUCGGCCGAGAACGGCAACCAGAUCGUCGAUGCCGGCGGCAUCGGCGCCGACAACACCUCGAUCUGGAUGAUCACCUGGGGCGACACCACCGCGCACCUGAUCUAUCCGAAGGGCUCGCGCGCCGGCGUGCAGCGCACCGACCUGGGCGUGCAGACGGUGAUCGACCCCAACAACAGCGGCCGCUACGAGGUCUACGAGGAGAAGUUCGAGCAGGACAUCGGUCUGUCGGUGCGCGACUGGCGCUAUAUCAGCCGCGUCGCCAAUAUCGACGUCUCCGCGCUGACCGCCGAUGCCUCCGCCGGCGCCGACCUCAACGACUUCAUGAUCCAGGCCUACUACCGCCUGCGCAACCGGCGGGUCGGCAGCGGCAACGCCGGACGCCUGGCGAUGUACUGCAACACCAAGGUCAAGGAGUUCCUGCACCGCCAGGCGCUGAACGCCAACGCCAACACCUUCGUGCGCCUGAGCGAGGUCCAGGGCCGCGAGGUCAUGACCUUCAUGGGCGUGCCGAUCCGCGAGAUCGCGUUCAAGCGCCACGCCGGCUUCUCCUCGCUUCGUUCCGGGCGCGCGGUCGCGCUUGCCACGCCAAGACGCGCAACAGGCGUCACAGCUUGGCGGGUUCGACCCGCGCCGCAUCCAAGGGAUAGUCACAUGAUCUUCGAUAAGCAGAGUCUCUUUUCCGACGCGCAGGCGAUCACCAGCACGGCGGCCUCGACCAACGUCAUCGACUUGGGGGCUACCGGCACAGCCAGCAACGGACCCGAUGGCGGGGCCGCGCCCCUGAGCCGGGACAUGGGCAAGGGCAUGAAGGUGCCCCUGCGCAUUCAGGUGGUGGAGGACUUCGCCACCCUGACCUCCCUGCGGGUCGCGGUGCAGGUCGACACGGUGGAGAACUUCGCCAGCCCGACGACGGUGCUGGAGACCGAGGCCGUGCCGGCCUCCGAGCUGACGGCCGGCUACGUCUUCGCACUCGACUCCCUUCCGCUCACGACCGACCAGCGCUACGUGCGGCUGAACUACAGCGUGACCGGUCCCGCCGCGACGACGGGCCGGAUCACCGCCGGCGUGACGGCCGGCAACCAGACCAACCCGUGA
Molecule: messenger RNA, 4422 nt
Organism: Symbiodinium necroappetens
Lineage: Eukaryota; Dinophyceae; Suessiales; Symbiodiniaceae
Source: the annotation of a GenBank genome assembly